Molecule: messenger RNA, 3709 nt
Organism: Gigantopelta aegis
Lineage: Eukaryota; Metazoa; Mollusca; Gastropoda; Neomphalida; Peltospiridae
Product: N-alpha-acetyltransferase 60-like
Exons: 6
Coding region: 171-887 (238 amino acids)
Biological process (GO): N-terminal peptidyl-methionine acetylation
Cellular component (GO): Golgi membrane
Molecular function (GO): histone acetyltransferase activity; protein-N-terminal amino-acid acetyltransferase activity
Source: RefSeq, a predicted model, not a curated record
AAUAUUAUGGUUUUUGGAGGUUUUGUAACUUGUUUCCUAGAACGAUACCAUGAUGAUUUGUAUUCAACCAGCUGAUCUCUAGUGAGGGGUUCGCACCCGUGUGGGUGGAUUGUGAUGAAGCGACGUCUACGAGUGCUGUGAUUGGGCGUCCUCCCCAGUGAAAUGUCUUCAUGAGCAAGGCGCAUUCUCUUUGCAUGCAGCAAGAAAUUCAGCUGCGCUUUCUCGGUCCAGAUGAUGUGGAUGAGGUCAAGAAAUUGUGUGCAGAAUGGUUUCCCAUAGAGUACCCCGAGUCUUGGUACAAUGACAUUACAUCCUCUCCGCGGUUCUAUUCACUCGCAGCUACGUAUCAUUCCAGAAUUAUUGGACUCAUUGUCGCAGAGAUUAAAUCCAAGGCUAAACUUAUGAAAGAGGAUUCUGAUAUUUUGGCAUCGUAUUACCCGGCCACUGUCCAAGUGGCCUACAUUCUGAGUCUGGGAGUGGUGGGAGACUUCAGGAGGAAUGGAAUUGCAUCCCUUCUCCUGGAUAGUUUGCUGUCCCACCUGUCGACCAAAGAGAGAUCCAACUGUAAGGCUGCGUACCUCCAUGUCCUGUCGACCAACAUCGUGGCCCUCAAGUUUUACGAGCGUCGCAACUUCACGGCUCACAGCUUCCUCCCGUAUUACUACUCAAUCCAGGGCAAACCACGGGACGGGUACUCGUACGUGCUGUACAUAAACGGAGGACAGCCACCGUGGUCUGUGUUCGACUACAUCAGCCACUGUGGGAGUGCUAUCACCAAGCUGCAGCCAUGUGCGUUUCCUCGUCACAUCUACACCGCAGUUCAGAAUUUUAUACAUAGACUACUAAACCCGUCAAAACAACCAACAUCCCUGAGCCACACCAGCUGAUGUCAUCAUCUGCACGAGAAACUACGGACAUGACAGCCACACACUGUUUUAAUUUACAGUUUACAGAAUUUGUUUCCCGCGGCAAUUUUAAAAAGAAUUGUGAUGAGUGAAACAGCCCACUGAUGGCAAUGGUGAGGCUGGCUGCCUAUGGAAAUCAUUUUUAAAAGUGACAUUUGCAGCAAAUAAACAUGACAGAAAAGUUAUUUUGCUGUAUACAGCCAUAUUUCAAAUGUGCAACUAUUAAGUAUUGGCAGAUAAUGUACUCCCAAGUUUAUACAUUUUGCCAUUGAUGAGGAUACUCUCUACCUAUGGCAAUUUAUUUCUCAACAACGGCAAUUGCUGCCAGUGCCAUUGUUAAGUUUGAACCCUGUACUAUCAUGACAGCCACUCUCUGUUUUAGUUUACAGUUAGCUGUACCAUGGAGACGGCUGCUCACUGUUUUAGAUUGCAGUUAGCUGUACCAUGGAGACAGCCGUUCACUCUUUUGGUUUACAGUUAACUGUACUAUCUUGACAGCCACUCACUGUUUUGGUUUACUGUUAUCUAUACAAUCAUGACGGUCACUCGCUGUUUUAGUUUACAGUUAGCUGUACCAUAGAGUUAGUCACGCACUGUUUCAGUAGUGGCCAGUGGAAACCAGCCACUCAGUUUUAUUAUCAAUCUGUCAGUGUUUUAAUUUACAGAUAUAGUUGUAUCUUGGUGACAGUCAUUCGUAGUUUUAAUUUUACAGUUCUAUUAUCAGCCAGUUACACUAUCACUAUGUGAUGAUACAGACAGAUUACUUUGCACCAUUGUCAGUCGCCAUUUAAUUACUGACAAAAUUGUAUAUUGUUUUGGUUGCACAGUGUGAUGUCAGAAGCAAGUCAGUUGCACUGGGUUUUGUAUUUAAUGAACAUCUGUUUUGCUAUUUUGUACAGACCAGUGUUAAAAACUGAUUCUAUCAAAAUUUGAUUUGUUAUACAAGUCAUUGUUUGUGCUGUGUGUUGUUAGGAAUAUGAAGUCAUUUCAAACAGUUAACCAAAAUAUACCCAGAUGAUUUGUACACAAGUGAAAACAUACUCUAGUCAAAGAUAUAAAAGUGUUUGAUGUAUAUAUUAUGGAUUUAUAUCGACCGAGUGUACAAAUUCUAUUGCCGCGUUGGAAGAGAUUUAUAUUGAGAGCAAGUUCAGUUUGCCUGCUCAUGUUACAUUUUAAACUGUUAUUCUGUUUACCUGUAAAAGUACAUGUACUUUGUACUUUAUCAUCUUACAACAGGUAUAUCAUUUCUGGCUAAAACUUACGUUGAAGUAAUAAUUCCUUCACAUUUAGUUGUGUGAGAUUUAUUCCUGAAUGUAUAAUCCCCUACGAAUUUGCUGGGAACUCUCCGACCCAAGGUUCUCAAAUCAUAUCAGGAAAUGAGUAAAUUCUCACGUCUGUGAUUAUUCGAAGUGUUCUGACUUGAUGAUUCAGUAAAAUGUAUUUUUAGAAAAUACUUUUAAAAUCUUAGCAUCAUCAAAAUUCUACUAUGUGCCAAAACGGUCAUGCCAGUACACUGUUAGGCUUUCUGCCAGAAAAUAAUUUGAAGGUACGUAAUGAAGACAAAACGGACCAUAAGUGCUUCUUCUAUGAGUUUGAAUUGUUUUGAAUUUGGACACUGCUGAGAACACUAGGAGAUAAAGAAUGGAAUACUCUAAACAUAAAACUUUUAAGUUUUACCCUGAAAGUUAAAAGUUUGUUUCGAUUGAUGACGCCAUCAGAGCACAUUGGUUUCUUGAUUAUCAGCCAUUGGAUGUCAAACAUUUGAUAAUACUGACAGUCUUAGAGAAAACCUGCUAAAUCUUGUAUAUUCACAGCAUAUGCCUAUACUAUGGCCUUUGAUAUAUCAGUUAUGGGGUACUGGUAAAAGUACUGGUAAAACCCAGUCAGAAAAUGGGUCCCAUGAUGUUUGAUCCUUGGGCCAAAGCACCUUUCACCCAGAAAUAUACUCUAAUGUAAGAUGACUGCACUAUUAGGCGAUUCCUUCGAUGUAGUUGACGUACAUGUAGUUGUUAAAUAUAUUAUUUUUGUUUGACAUCCAAUAACGGAUAAUUAAUUAAUCAGUGUGCCUUAGUGGUGUCAAACAAACUUUUGAAACUUUUCUAACUUACAUGUAGUCCAUGACAAGAAAUCCACCUUUUCACAUUUGUUAUAUUUUACUAUUAUGGCUAAUGAGAUGGGAACAUUAACAAGUGCUAUACAAGGAAUACUUUGUUUCAUGUUGCAUCACUAAUUCUUGUAAUACCAAAAACAUAUUGCAAAGUGGCGGAAUCCACAUUUGUGUGCCUCAUAUGUUUAAAAAUUUUUUUAAAAAAAAAUCAAAUUCUUCCCCAUUACAGGGAUUAUACCACUAUUGCAGCCAAUAAGACACAUGUAUAUAGGUGUUAAAUUUAUUUCUGUUAAAAGGUAAUGCCCCUUUUCUUUAUUUUAUUGGAAUUGGAGGUGCUUUGACUGUUACAGGUUGGUUAUCAUGCUGAAGGUUUAGUGAGAGUAGUUUCCUUUUUCAGACAGCUGGACAUAAAAAGUGGCUGUAGCUUUCAAUAAAAUAAUGUUUGCAAAUGGCACAAUAAGCAGCACAUGAAAUAUCAAAUAAAUCACAAAUAUUAAUGAAUAAAUAAAAUAUUUUUCCUUUUUAAAGAAACAAACAAACAUAUAUUUGAUUUUCCACACCAUUGACUUACAGUCGACCGAAUGGUUAUUGCCAUUAAAGGGACAUUCCUGAGUUUGCUGCAAUUUUUAAGAUGUUAUCGACUAACAGAGACUUUUUGACGGCUUUAAUUACAUAUCAAAUGUAUUUAUCUGCAUAA